Molecule: messenger RNA, 1131 nt
Organism: Brassica oleracea var. oleracea
Lineage: Eukaryota; Viridiplantae; Streptophyta; Magnoliopsida; Brassicales; Brassicaceae
Product: protein NETWORKED 3A
Exons: 2
Coding region: 178-918 (246 amino acids)
Cellular component (GO): vacuolar membrane
Molecular function (GO): actin binding
Source: RefSeq, a predicted model, not a curated record
AAUCGUGAAGGCGAAGGAGAAGAAGAGAAGAAGAGAGAGGGAGGAAGAAACGGCGCCGUGUUGAGGUUGGUAAUUUCCGUGUCUCUGUGUCUCUUGGCUUCUCUUUUCUUCUGUUGCUGUCUGAAGAUUCUGUGUUUUGUGUUCUGAGUGGAGAUAAGACUUUAAGAAGAGUGAAAGAUGGUGAUGGAUUCAUCAAAAUGGUGGUGGAUUGGAAACCACAACACGACAAAUUUCUCUCCAUGGCUUCACACUACUCUCUCCGAGUUGGAUGAGAAGACAAAGGAUAUGCUGAGAGUGAUCGAUGAGGAUGCGGACUCUUUCGCCGCGCGAGCUGAGAUGUAUUACAAGAAAAGGCCCGAGCUCGUUGCUAUGGUCCAAGACUUCUACCGCUCGCAUCGCUCCUUAGCCGAGAGGUACGACUUGCUGAGACCUUCCUCUGUGCACAACAAACACGGCUCAGAGAAGAGUAAUCAUGAGAAGUCAUCAACUUGGGAUGAGUCUUCUUGGUCCGAGGCUUGUGAGACUCAUGACGAGUACUACGCUGAGUCCGAAGUCGAUGACGGUGAAGACAAAUGGGUUGACGACGAUGAAGGUGAAAUGGACGGUGGAGAUUAUGGGAUGAUGAAGGAAGAGGUAGAGAGGCUGAGGGAAGAGAAUAAGGUUUACAGUGGGAUUGUAAGGGAGAAAGAUGAAGAGAAGAGAGAAGCUAUAAGGCAGAUGAGUUUAGCGAUACAAAUGCUCAAAGAAGAGAACUCAGAGCUCAAGAGAUGUGUUUCUUCCGUCGUUUCUCAGAGGAAGCAACAGAUGUGGAAGCCGUUUGAGUUUAAGAAGCUUGAAGGGUUGUUUGGGAGAGUAGUGGGCAACUGGGUCGUCCCAAAGACAGAGUCUACCGCUUCCAGAGAGCUCAUGACUCUUUAAAAAAAAAGAAACAGAGAGGUCUGUGUGAUCAGAGCAACUUUCCCUAAAUAUCUUUGUACUAUGUGACAUGUAGGGUAUACUCGAGUAGUCAGUGGUAAGGCUUCAUAGGAUUAUAGUUAUAGCUAAGUCUAUGCAUGUUUGUUUUACAUUUUGAUGUAGUUUUUACUUUGCUUAUUUAUUCGUUCUUUCGUUUGGAAAUCAUUUUUUUGUUCU